AUGGCUGAGAAAACCGACCAGCAGGCAAUAAACGAGCAAGCUAGAAGCGAUGAAGAAUCAUGCGGGGUGGAAUCCAAGGAGCUUCGUCGAAAGAAGAGGAUAAAGUGCAUCGUCUCAUGCAUUAUCAGUCAGAUUAUACAGACUUUGAUCUUCACUCUCAUUGUGAUGAGGGUCAGGACGCCUAAGGUCAGGUUGGGAACGGUCACGUUCCCAAAUUUGGUGACCGGCACUCAGUUGAUACCUUACUUUGACUUGACCAUGAUGGCCCAAAUAAAAGUUAAGAACAGGAACUUCGGACCCUACAAAUUUGAGAGCACCAACGCGACGUUCUCGUUCCAGGGUGUAACUGUGGGACAUGUCCUUAUUCCCGAAGGCAAAGCUGGCUUUCUUUCGACGGAAAAGGUGAGUGUGACAUUGAACAUGAGCUCGAAUGCACUGCCAAGGUUCAAUGGGAGUCUGGGAAGUGAGCUGGGUGCUGGGGUCUUGACCUUGAAUGGGCAAGCCAAGUUGAGUGGGAAGGUGACACUGAUGCUUAUCAUCAAGAAAAAGAAGUCUGCCCAAAUGAACUGCACCUUGGCUAUUAAUUUGUCAGCAAAGGCAAUCCAGGAUUUGAAUUGCAUGUGA
Carya illinoinensis is the source of this 624-nucleotide messenger RNA. Its product is annotated as late embryogenesis abundant protein At1g64065-like. NCBI's taxonomy places the organism in Eukaryota, Viridiplantae, Streptophyta, Magnoliopsida, Fagales, Juglandaceae. The coding region runs from base 1 to 624 and encodes 207 amino acids. The record is from RefSeq and is a predicted model, not a curated record. The transcript has a single exon.